Messenger RNA from Adineta steineri, 1329 nucleotides. The record is from the annotation of a GenBank genome assembly. Lineage: Eukaryota; Metazoa; Rotifera; Eurotatoria; Adinetida; Adinetidae.
AUGAAUGAAAGUUGUAAUAUUAUUCAUGCGGAAAGUCUUGAUGAUUUAUUCCUUGCUUCAUCAUUUUUAUUUCAUUUUCAAGUAGUGUUGCAUCUGCGACUUGAUCGAGGUUGUAGAAAUGACAUGCAGACGAUGAGAAUUACCUGUUUAUUUUGUAAUUGGACAGGUUUGUUAAAGACCUAUCAGAAUCAUCUUGAUCAAACUCACCCUAAUCCGAUAUGUGAUUAUUGUAAUGAACAACACACUUCAGUGAAUGACCUCAAUCGACAUAUAUUUUAUAAUUGCACAAAAGUUCCUAUUUAUUGUCCUUUAAAAUCCGUUGGCUGUGAUGAAAAAAUUCCUCGCGAAAAUCUUGUAAAACAUUAUUUAACUGAACAACAUCAAAUAAUAUUAAUUAAUUUUCUUAUUAAUAAAAAUUUAAAACCAUCUAUGUUUAUGAAUAAUAAUCUCGCAUUCGAAUAUCCUUCAACAAUACAAAAUACAACUGAUCAGAUAGGAGAUUUAAAUGAAACAAUUCAGAAUCUAUUAAUUGCUACUGGGAUAUUAAAUGGCGAUGGACAACGUAUUAAAAAUGAAUGUAUGAAUGAUGAAACUACAUUGGACGCAAUAAAACAAAAUUUUGGAAAUAUGAAAAAAUCUGUGGAAGAACAAAAUAUUCUUAUUGAUAGAAUAAAAACAACUUUUGAGAAUUUUCAAGAAGAUAAUUUAGCAAUGCAAUCAAAAAUUAAUAAUAACAAUUUAUCGCUGCACGACGGAACGCACCUAUGGAAAAUAACCAAUAUAAACGAAAAAAUAGACGAUGCCAAAUCUGGGAAACAAACUUAUAUUGACUCUGAACCAUUUUAUUCAUCGCCAGCGGGUUAUAAAAUGUGUCUUCGAUUAUAUUUAGAUGGAGAUGGUAGUACAAGACGAACAUAUAUUUCAUUAUUUUUUAUUCUGAUGCGUGGUGAAUAUGAUGCUAUUUUAAAAUUUCCAUUCUGUUUCAACGUUAUCUUUUGUCUUAUGGAUCAAACUGACAAAAAACAACAUAUUAUCGAUGUAUUUCGCCCAGAUGUAAUAUCCAAUAGUUUUCAACGACCUCAAACAAAUACAAAUACUCCUAGUGGAAUUCCCAAAUUUGCUCCUACAACAAUAUUUCAGCAAGAGAAUAAUCCAUAUAUUCGCGAUAAUACAAUGUUUAUUAGAGUCAUUGUUGAUUUUGGCCAUAUUCCAAAACCGCUUUUAUCUUAUGCAUUAGAUAUCAAUCCAGGAUUUACUACGCAAAUUCAACAAAAAAUGAUUCAAAAAGAAAUUGAAAAACAACAACAAUCACAAAUGUCGAAGUCUUAA